Molecule: messenger RNA, 981 nt
Organism: Ostreobium quekettii
Lineage: Eukaryota; Viridiplantae; Chlorophyta; Ulvophyceae; Bryopsidales; Ostreobiaceae
Source: the annotation of a GenBank genome assembly
AUGGCGAAGGCCACCCCCAGAGGCCCGCGAGGCCUGCUGAUCGACAUCAAAGACAUGUUUCUCGUGGGCGUCUGGGUUGGGACGGUGAUGUUCGUUGGGGCGUGGCUGUUGACGGCCCUGGCGUGUCUGGCCCUGUUCCCAAAGACCGGAGCCGUUCUGACGACCCUCUUUGUCGUCUUCAUGGUAAUUCCAAUUGGGAAAACGACUCCUGCAUGGGGCAAGCAGCUUGUUGCCGCUAGCACAGUAGCAUGCGCUAAGUUUUAUUCACUGCGAGUGAUAAUGGAUGACGGUGCAACUCUGAAACCAGAGAAAUCCUACAUUUUCGGGUAUGAACCUCACUCAGCUCUUCCUGUCGUACAGCCACUUGUGUUCAGUGGCUACUCCAGAGUGGCACCAAAGGCUCUAAAGGGCGUCCCCAUGUUGGCAACCUCAAUGGUUUUCUGGACCCCUCUGGUUCGCCACAUGUGGUGGUGGCUGGGCGCCCGGCCUGUCUCCAGGCAGUCAAUGUCCAGCUUGCUGGCAUCAGGGCAAGGCUGCUCGCUGGUGCCGGGUGGAGUGCGGGAGCUUGAAUACAUGAAACCAGGCAGUGAAGUUGCAUUUCUUAGGCAGCGUCACGGGUUUGUGAAGCUGGCAAUUCAGCAUGGCACCCCACUCGUACCGGUCGUCGCCAUUGGACAGACCAAUGCCUAUGCAAUUAAGAGAAUUGGACCACCAGUGUUGCCGAAGAGCCUGAUGGAUUCUUUAUCAAGGACGAUAGGGUUUGCGCCCGUCUAUCUUUCAGGACAUUGGGGCACACCUUUCCCAAAGAAGACGAGGAUUACUGUGGCAGUGGGUCGACCAAUCGAUGUGCCACAUGACGAUUCUCCGAGCCGAGAAGUAGUGCAAAAAUUCCUGGACGCAUUCAUCACGAGCAUGCAGGACCUCUACGACCGGCAUAAAGCUGAUGCAGGGUACCCGAACUCGGAGUUGCGCAUAGUCUAG